Messenger RNA from Limulus polyphemus (Atlantic horseshoe crab), 597 nucleotides. Its product is annotated as adhesive plaque matrix protein-like. The annotation marks the transcript as partial. Lineage: Eukaryota; Metazoa; Arthropoda; Merostomata; Xiphosura; Limulidae. The transcript has a single exon. The record is from RefSeq and is a predicted model, not a curated record.
AUUGAAAGUGAAGUGACCUAUCCACCAGGCUAUGCCAGGCAUACUUAUGAAGUGACCUAUUCACCAGGCUAUGCCAGGCAUACUUAUGAAGUGACCUAUUCACCAGGCUAUGCCAGGCAUACUUGUGAAGUGACCUAUCCACCAGGCUAUGUUAGGCAUACCUAUGAAGUGACUUAUCCACCAGGCUAUGCCAGGCCUACCUGUGAAGUGACCUAUCCACCAGGCUAUGCCAGGCAUACCUAUGAAGUGACUUAUCCACCAGGCUAUGCCAGGCCUACCUGUGAAGUGACCUGUCCACCAGGCUAUGCCAGGCCUACCUGUGAAGUGACCUGUCCACCAGGCUAUGCCAGGCCUACCUGUGAAGUGACUUAUCCACCAGGCUAUGCCAGGCAUACCUAUGAAGUGACUUAUCCACCAGGCUAUGCCAGGCCUACCUGUGAAGUGACCUGUCCACCAGGCUAUGCCAGGCAUACCUAUGAAGUGACUUAUCCACCAGGCUAUGCCAAGCCUACUUGUGAAGUGACUUAUCCACCAGGCUAUGCCAAGCCUACUUGUGAAGUGACUUAUCCACCAGGCUAUGCCAAGCCUACUUGUGAA